AUGGCUGAUCACGAGCAUACUGGUCUCCCUGAGCUCCCUAAGGAGCUGGCUAAGCAGUUCGGUCUGCUGGAGCAGAAGUUUGUGCGUGCUGAGGUUGAUCAGAUCCGCAGCGGCGUCACUCGCUUCCGCCCCCUCCUCAAAGAACGCGACGAGGCCAUCGCCAACUCCCCUCUCAAGGAUACUUUCUGGACCCAGGUGUUCGCCAACGCUCCCCCGGAUGUCGACGAGUAUGUCCUCGAGUCCGACGCCGCGGUCCUCGGCACCGCGCUGCAGUCCUUCUCGGUGGAGCGCUUCGAGGUCGACGACCAGGGCAACGGCGAGCCGCGCAGCUUCCGUCUCAUCUUUGAGUUCCGUCCCGCUGAUAACGAGCACUUCGACAACGAGAAGCUGGUUAAGGACUUCUACUGGCGCAAGCAGAUCACGCGCUCGCCUGCUGGCUUGAAGAGGUCGUGGGAGGGCUUGGUUUCUGAGCCCGUGCGCAUCAACUGGAAGACUGGUCAGGAUCUGACUAAGGGCGUGCUGGACGCCGCGUGUGAUCUUGCCGAGGCCGAGAAGAAGAACAAGGGUGAUCGCAAGGAGUUGCCGGAGUUCAAGAAGCUGCAGAGCAAGAUCGAGGAGUCCCAUGAGCACGACGAUGGCAAGGACGCCGACGAUGAUGACUUCUCGUUGGGUGGUCUGAGCCCCGCCGGAACGAGCUUCUUCUCCCUCUUCGGGUACCGCGGACGCUCCGUUUCCGCGGAGGAGUCUCAGGCUGCCACGAAGGAGGAUGACGAGCGAUUCGAGAAGCUGCUCAAAGGCGAGCAGGUCGAAGAGGACGAGGAGGAUGAGAACGACGAUGACGAAGACGACGAUGAGGCAGUUGAGAUCUUCCGCGAUGGCGACGAGCUCGCCAUCGCCCUGGCGGAGGAUCUGUACACCCACGCCUUCAAAUACUUCGGUCCGUAUCUCGCUACUGGAAUUUCGCACAGAACGCUGACAUCUCGACCAGGCGGGUCUGCCGACGACGAGGACCUUAGUGAACUCAUGGAUGGAGAGGAUGAGGAUGACGACGAGGGCGAGGAGGAGAGGCCCCGCAAGAAGACCAAGGUCUAA
This is a messenger RNA of Aspergillus melleus, 1092 nucleotides long. RefSeq names its product histone chaperone napB. Gene Ontology annotation, cellular component: nucleus; chromatin. Gene Ontology annotation, molecular function: histone binding; chromatin binding. The coding region runs from base 1 to 1092 and encodes 363 amino acids. The record is from RefSeq and is a predicted model, not a curated record. Gene Ontology annotation, biological process: nucleosome assembly. The transcript is spliced from 2 exons. Lineage: Eukaryota; Fungi; Ascomycota; Eurotiomycetes; Eurotiales; Aspergillaceae.